Coturnix japonica (Japanese quail) is the source of this 9875-nucleotide messenger RNA. It is a transcript of the gene PTPN14, whose product is annotated as protein tyrosine phosphatase non-receptor type 14. Gene Ontology annotation, molecular function: protein tyrosine phosphatase activity. The record is from RefSeq and is a predicted model, not a curated record. Gene Ontology annotation, cellular component: cytoplasm; cytoskeleton. Gene Ontology annotation, biological process: protein dephosphorylation; lymphangiogenesis. NCBI's taxonomy places the organism in Eukaryota, Metazoa, Chordata, Aves, Galliformes, Phasianidae.
UUGCUCGCCGUGGCCGGGCCGGGGCGGCGGGAGCGGGUCUCCCCGCAGGGAGGAAGGCGGCCGCCUUCCGGGCCGGGAUAGCGCACGAAGCCGGAGCCGCCGCCCAGCAGGAAUUCCUUGGAGCCUGCCCUGGGAAUGGACAGCCACCUCCAUUUCUGGAGGAGAGUAGUGCCAAUUGAAGAAGCCUUCAAGGCAAGUCGACAAGUGUGCUGAUACUCUUCUAAGAGUAAAGGGAAGCGACUACCUUCUAGGCCAACAGCCAUGCCUUUCGGGCUGAAACUACGACGGACCAGACGCUACAAUGUCUUGAGCAAGAACUGCUUUGUGACACGGAUCCGUCUGCUGGACAGCAAUGUCAUUGAGUGCACUCUGUCCGUGGAAAGCACGGGGCAGGAGUGCUUGGAAGCUGUUGCUCAGAGGCUGGAAUUACGUGAGACACACUACUUUGGCCUUUGGUUUCUCAGCAAGAGCCAGCAAGCCCGCUGGGUUGAACUGGAAAAGCCUCUGAAGAAACAGCUGGACAAAUUUGCCAAUGAGCCUUUGCUUUUCUUCGGGGUAAUGUUCUAUGUGCCCAGUGUUUCCAGACUGCAACAGGAGGUAACAAGAUAUCAGUAUUACCUACAAGUGAAAAAGGACAUUCUUGAUGGCCGAUUGCGUUCAUCAUUGGAGCAGGGAAUUCGACUAGCUGGUUUAGCAGUGCAAGCGGAUUUUGGAGACUAUCAUCAGUUUGAAUCUCAUGACUUCCUCCGAGAAUACGUCUUGUUUCCUAUGGACUGGACCCAGGAUGAAGCUGUCCUGGAGGAACUGACUCAAAAGGUUGCACAAGAGCACCGAACUCAUAGUGGCAUUACAGCAGCAGAGGCUGAGCUAAUGUACAUCAAUGAAGUGGAACGCCUUGAUGGGUUUGGACAGGAAAUGUUCCCUGUGAAGGAUAAUCAUGGAAAUGACAUACACCUCGGUAUUUUCUUCAUGGGAAUCUUCAUAAAAAACAGAAUUGGAAGGACAACUGUGAUCUAUAGGUGGAAUGACAUUGGGAAUAUUGCACAUAACAAGUCUUCAAUUGUUCUAGAGCUGAUCAACAAAGAAGAGAAUGUGCUCUUUCACACAGAUGAUCUUGAAAAUGCCAAAUAUAUCUCACGGCUCUUUGCAGCAAGACAUAAGUUUUACAAACAGAACAAAAUCUGCACAGAACAAUCAAGUUCUCCUCCCCCUAUCCGACGACGGCCUACUUGGAGUAGAUCGUCUUUGCCCAGACAACAUCCAUUUAUACUGCCUCCUAUGCAUGUCCAGUGUGGAGAUCACUACACUGAAACACAUAAUUCACAAGACAGCAUUUUCCAUGGAAAUGAAGAAACUUUCUACUGUAGGUCUCAGACCAGCUUAGACAGGUGUCCAGUGGACUUCAGCUACUUGAAUGGUAAUGGACCCAAUGGGAGUGUGUGCAGUGCACACAGCAUGAACUCCCUGAAUCGUUCACAAAACUUCAUCCAGGCAUCUCCAAUGUCCUCAAAUCUGAGCAUCCCUGGAAGUGACAUCAUGAGAGCAGACUAUAUCCCCAGCCACAGACAUAGUGCAAUCAUAGUCCCGUCUUACCGACCAACUCCAGAUUAUGAAACUGUUAUGAGGCAAAUGAAAAGAGGGGUGAUCCAGAUGGACAGCCAAAGUCAGUCUUUGAGGAAUCUCAAUAUUGGAAACACACAUGCUUAUAACCAGCCAGAAGACCUAGUUUACAGUCAACCUGAGAUUCGAGAGAGGCAUCCUUAUACAGUCACAUAUGGACCUCAGGGUGGUAGCUAUAACAAGCCUGUUACCCCCUCUGACCAAAUGAACCCUAAAAAUGCUGUGCAAAAUAAGACAGCAGCCAGUGCCAUAUCGCACACGGUCAGUACACCAGAACUGGCUAAUAUGCAGCUGCAGAGCAGCCAGAAUUACAAUACUGCUCAUAUGUUAAAGAACUAUCUCUUCAGACCCCCACCCCCAUACCCACGCCCACGUCCUGCCACCAGCACACCUGACCUUGCAAGCCACCGGCACAAGUAUGUCAGCGGGAGCAGUCCCGACUUGGUCACACGCAAAGUCCAGCUCUCAGUAAAGACGUUCCAGGAGGACAGCUCACCCGUCGUCCGUCAGUCACUGCAGGAGGUCAGCGAACCCCUCCUUGCAGUGAAGCACCAUGCGGCUGUGAACAAGCGCCAUAGCUUGGAGGUCAUCAGCAAUAUGGUACGUGGUAUAGAAGCCAUGGCAUUAAAAACCUUAAACGCUCCUCUACCACGCAGGAACACCUUGCGGGAGCAGGUGCAGCCAGAAGAGUCGGUUCAGAUGGGGCAUGAAGUUCAACAGGUUCCUCAUUAUCAUCACAAAAAGACAUUCUCUGAUGCCACAAUGCUGAUACACAGUAGUGAAAGUGAAGAGGAAGAAGAUACCACAAAAUCUGUGACACAGAUAAGAGCCCUCCAUGAGAACAUGAAGUACAGUGCUCAGUUGCAAGCUGCCUUGGCUAGAAUACCAAAUAAACCUCCUCCAGAAUAUCCUGGGCCUCGAAAAAGCGUCAGCAACGGAGCCCUGAGACAGGACCAUAUUAGCACUUCUGUGGCCGUAGCCAGGGCCAAGGCCAUGAGGCCAGGGCCCUCCAAGGCCAUCAGUGUGUCUCGGACAGAUCAAGUGGCAAUAAAUGGGUCCUCGCUUGGGCCCUCUAUCUCAGAGCCUGACCUCACAAGCGUAAAGGAGAGGGUGAAGAAAGAACCAGUCAAGGAAAGACCUGUGUCCGAAAUGUUUUCGAUUGAGGACAGCAUUAUAGAGAGAGAAAUCAUGAUGAGGAAUCUAGAAAAGCAGAAGAUGGCAGGCCUGGAGGCCCAGAAGAGGCCCUUGAUGUUGGCAGCACUGAACGGACUUUCAGUUGCUAGGGUUCCAGUGCCGGAGGACAGCCAGGAUGAAGUAGCCAAGGUGCCAAUGGAUGAGAGGUGCAAAAUCUUGAAGCGAAAGUUGGAAGAGGGGAUGGUGUUUACAGAAUACGAGCAAAUUCCAAAGAAAAAGGCAGAUGGGAUCUUCACCACUGCUGCCUUGCCUGAAAACACUGAGCGCAACCGCAUCAGGGAAGUUGUUCCUUAUGAGGAAAACCGAGUGGAGCUGGUGCCGACCAAAGAAAAUAACACAGGCUACAUCAAUGCUUCACAUAUAAAGGUUACUGUAGGCGGAGAGGAGUGGCACUACAUUGCUACCCAAGGGCCUCUUCCACACACGUGCCAUGACUUCUGGCAGAUGGUAUGGGAACAGGGGGUGAAUGUUAUAGCCAUGGUCACAGCUGAAGAGGAGGGAGGAAGAAGUAAGAGUCAUCGUUAUUGGCCUAAACUGGGCUCUAAACACAGCUCAGCCACUUACGGGAAGUUCAAGGUGACAACCAAGUUCCGCACAGACUCCGGCUGCUAUGCAACCACUGGUCUGAAGGUCAAGCAUCUUCUCUCUGGGCAAGAGAGGACAGUGUGGCAUUUGCAGUAUACUGAUUGGCCAGACCAUGGAUGUCCAGAUGAAGUUCAAGGCUUUUUAUCUUACUUGGAGGAGAUACAGUCAGUGCGUCGCCACACCAACAGCGUGCUGGACAGCAGCAACAACUGCAACCCUCCUAUUGUGGUUCACUGCAGUGCAGGGGUAGGAAGGACCGGAGUGGUAAUCCUAACAGAGCUGAUGAUUGGGUGCUUGGAGCAUAAUGAAAAAGUAGAUGUCCCUGUGAUGCUGAGACACCUGCGGGAGCAGAGAAUGUUUAUGAUCCAGACCAUAGCCCAGUACAAAUUUGUCUAUCAAGUGCUCAUCCAGUUCUUGCAGAACUCAAGACUUAUUUAAUCUCUUCAAACAUCUCAGAGCCAGCUCUGUGGAUCUGACUGAACCUUACUGAUGAAUGAGGGGAACUGCCUUGACAACACAGCAUGCAAUCCAUGUUGCACUUUUUAAUGCUGUCUUGAAAGUAAGGAAUUUGUUCUUUACUAGAGUGUCCCAUGGGUUAUUUUAUAGAAGAUAUAAUUUAUUUUUCCUUAGAAUAAUUUGUGAAUUACUUUAAUAACUUGUAAAACUUAUGGUGAGCUUUGAAUUGAACUAUAUUUGACAUGACCGGUCUGCAUUGUAACAUAUCCGUAGGGAAAGCAAUCCUUCAUAAAUACUGGCCUUUAUUGGACUUCACCAUUUCUGAAAUGAACGGUUAUUUGGCAGUGGGCUUUUUCUUACAUAAGAACAUUCUGACCCAGAUGUGUAGCUUCUAUGAUUUAAAAAGAAAAAAGAAAGACCUGCUAGAUGUCAAAUACAGUUCUGAAUGAGUGGAAGCAGAGAACACACUGUCCUGGGACAGGGAGACCUAAGCUUCUGCAUAUGCAGAAUGGCACAUUACAGUGGGCUCAAGCACAGGCUGUUGUGAGGGCAGAGAAUUUGGGUGCUGAACUGUUCAAAUUGAAUGAGAAUUACAGUUUUAUAUUAGUCCUUAAAGAAAAAAAAAAAAAAAAAUCAAUAUUGGAUCUUUUAAAGUGAGCCUUUGCUAUUCAGUCCUUGAAGGGGUUUGUGUAAGAGUUGAAAACUGACCAAGAGCACGGUGAGGCCAGUGAAUCUUUCCUGUGGAUAUGGGUUGAGCAGUAGAUGGAUUUCAACUACAUGCAGCUGAAAAAGAAACUAAUGUAUCAAAUGAAGCAUCUUUUAUGAAUUGCACAGAGAUUUUUAUUGCCUUGAUGGUCACCUUGAGUGGAAAAGGAAUCAAAUUCAAGUUGGACAUCUCCCAUCACCUGUCCUUGUUUCCUGUGUCUUCAGUGCUGUAAUUGUUUCAUUUUCUAGUCCACUGAACUUCAGAAAAAUGAUCAAUACUGUUUUUAUUCUGUCCAGCAGUGAUUCUUGAGGGCUUUAGUUUAGAUUCUGCCUUGACUGUUUUCCUAUCACCGUCUUGUAGUUUGUGCACAUACCAAGCAGUUUUUUGGUAUUGGCAGCUCUCAUUUUGUUAGGGUGUUUUUUGUGUUAGAUUGCACAAGCCAUCUCUCUUCUCAGGCUGCUGUUUCAACACUACUGGUCAUUUUGGGUUCUCCCUUCUGUUUAUUAUUACUGCUUUAUUCUGGUAGUGUUCAGGGUUUCCAGUUAGGAGUCUGUUGUACCAGACAUUGUGUGAGUACAUAAUGGAGUAACAGUCCUUGCCUGAAGUUUACAAUCAGAACAGAAAAGGGAAACAAACCUCCUUAUCCACCUCACAGCUAGAUUAACGGGUUCUUAACUGGCUUGUCUGGGCCCGAAAGUGAAGUCUGUGGUAGAGCUAAAAAAAAAACCAAAACAUGUCCUGUAAAUAUUUCACCAGCCAGGCCUGCUCCGUCUCUUCUUCUGUCCCUCAGCAUUCACCAGUUGUUCAGCACAACUUUGUGCACGAUCCUUUCUCCAGACUUUAUUUCACUGGAGCAAAUCACAUCAUGAAUUACAUCACAGUGUAUGCACAGUAACACGUACAGUUAUUUAGAAGUGACAGGAACUGUAAAAAAUAAAUAGCUUUAGCAAGUCACAGUACAAUUCCCACCUUGUUACUUGAGGUGCACAAGAGAUAGAGAAGUUCCUGCACUGAGAUGGUUCCCCUUAUCGUUCUCCUCCCUUUCCAGAAUCCAUGCUCCUUCCAUGCCUGUAGUUUUCACCCCCAGCACAAGCUGGUGUCCGGGUUUUUUACACCCUAUUUUCUAUUGUUUCUUCUUCCUGGAUGAGUCUUCAUUUCUUCUGAGGUCACAGCUGUUAUGUGGCAUUAUGUGAAAUGCAGUUGUUUGCCUUUUUGCUAAGAAGCAUUGGUAAUGGUUGGACUGGAUGAUCUUCUAGGUCUUUUCCAACCUUGAUAAUUCUGUGAUUCUGUGAACAGUUUCAGGUCAGGUUGAGUAUUGUUAAAGGCCAUGGAACAUAGAUUCCCAGCUCCCAAAUGCAUCCCAGAACAGACUGCAAUCCAGAAAGGCCGUGGUGCAGUUACUGUUUUGGAGAAUCACAAUUACUGCACUCAUCUGUGAGCAUCUCACACUGCGCGUGGCAACAAAGAAAAGCAGUUUUUUUCCUAUUCUUGUUUUAAAUGCAUACAGCCAAGCCAAAACAAGCUCUAAGUCAAUGUAUAAAGGCCAAAGCCAACAAGUACUCUGAAGUUCAGGAUCACUAAGGGGACCUACACUCCUGCUUUUCUUUAAGUGCUGCGAGAGCUUAAUCUAAGGCUCUGUACCAGAGUCCUUCUGAAAUGCAAGUAAAACUGCUGUGUUUUUUUGCUGCUAUGCAAUAUGGGCUUAACAGUGUGACAAAAGUUCUGGUAGAUUUUCAGCAACCAACAAAUGGCCGUGAGCUCUUUAGCUGUAAUGUCUUGACCAUGUUCCUUUUAAGGAUCAGUUGAGUUUUCAGUCAACUUCUGUUUUCUCCAAUUCCUUCUGCCAAUGCCAAUGUAUCUCCUGUUACAUUAGCAGCAACCAUUUAAAGUCUUUUCAGCAGCAUCUGCAUGAUAAUUGCACAGAGAUGCUUUAUAUCUGGGAAACAAGCCAAAGAAUAAACCUUGAAGCAAAGUGUAUUAAAUUAGUUAUCUCGUUUUAGCUUUUUGAAUAAUUUUCUAAUGAUGAAUUAAGUUUGAACUUGGAGCUGUCAAGUCCCAUUGCUCCACUUGGAUCUGAGAAGUAGAAAAUCAGGAGGGAAAAUAAUCUGCCCCUGUGUCUUAUUACUCAGUUAUUCUUGGCUGAAAUGCGUCCUACUGUUUCUACAGUCACUACAAAAAAGUUACUUCAUAAGAGAAUGUAAAUAGCUGCGUUUAAAAGGAAAAUUAAGCAAGCGUCACAUCACAAGUGUCUUAGAAAAAUAUCAAUUACGAAAUGGCACCAAAAAUCCUUUCCAAAUUAAGUCAGUACUCAUUAAUGAGCCAAAUGAGUGGCCACAUAGUAAACAGUCAUUUCCAAUUAACUCCUGAGACGGCUGGUGUAGUAGAUAGAAGUCAGUGUGACUCACUUUUUCCCUUUCAUUGUCAAAGAACAGUAAUUUUAAACUUUCCCUUUCAUCUGACUCCAGUGUAUUUUUUCCUGCCAUAUUUUAUCUUGACUUGAUCUGCUUGCUAAUAUCAUAAAUGAAUUGGGUUGGUGUGUGUCUUUAGAGGUUCCUUUCCACCCCAGCUUGCAAAUGAAUCUCAGCACACCAAUGAUUUAUUACUGAAAUGGGUUACGCUUUGUAGGAGAAAAACUGAGCCUCCUGACUUUGAACCCAUUGUAGCUUUAUCAGUCCUAAACCACUUGGGCCAUAUUUCCUAACCCUUUAGGGAGUGACAGGAAGAUGCACAUUGUAUCCAGUUUCAUUAGUAGUGUAGGGGCUAAACCAUGACAGUUAAAGCAGCAGUUCUGUUCAGUUUCUGGCCCACAGCCGUAACAGCAGAAUCCUUUAGCACAAGGGGAGGGUUGUAGCAUCACGUCCUUUGUAACCCCCAAACAUGACAGUUAGUAGGUUGCAGACCUUAAAACAUGGAAACCAGCAGUCUUCUCCAAGGUUCCCAUGUUGCAGUCUGGCACAUUUAGCCUACGCUCCUCACAUUAUUUUCUAGGAGAAAGCUCAGAGUGGAUGAGCCCUACUUGGGGGAAUUCAUUGUGUGUAUUCUCCUUUUCAUGCACUUUUAAUCUGUAUUUACUUUCACAAUAUUUAACAGCUUCUUUUUUUCUUUAAAGUCGUAACAAUGUUUGCAUUGAGGUUCUUGGCAUCACAUUUUUGCUUAAUGUUAUGGUCAGAGCAUUUCAUGCUUAACUUUGUCUGAGUUGAGGAUGGGAGAUCACAGUUGAGUUGCUGCUCACCAGCAGCCUGCCCAGCGCUGCGGACAUCCAGAUUCUGUCCUCCAUGGGCUGUGCUGGAGAACAGUGGAGCUCCAUGUCAGCUGCUCAGGUCCUACUUGUUCCAGCUGCUCCCCAGGCCUGCUUUGGCACCUUCGCAUCCUCAGUGAGUUGAGGUAAGACAGAGCUUGAUCCCACAAACAUUCGGUGAAUACACAUGAAACUCAAGGAUGACACACAUUUCACGAAAUAAUGGGUAUAUCAUUCUGAAGGAGCAAAUUAUCCCCAGCUCAUUCUCAGCCUUCUAUAAAGGUUUUCCUUACAGAACUGAGAGCUGUGGGAGCUACACGUGCAGUUGUUGCCAUUUGAGAGAAGAGGACAUUGUACAUGCAGCUUCAUGUAGCCUUGACUUGCAAGGACUGUGAUUUGAGGAAGGGGGAACAGUUGGUUGUUUGGGCUCUUGGACCAGCAAGCGAAGGCUGAGUUCUUAACCACAGAUAAAUGCCUGUUAGAUUGUGAAACAAAACAAUACUGUGCAGCUUAAAAAUAUCAGUGUCUAUAUAAAUACUGAAAAGUAAAUCGAUUUUGUUAGCGUAAGAUGCUCUAAAACCAGUGAAAUUCAAUUGGUUCCCCUCAGCCAUUUUUCAGCGGCUGUUUUUCUCAUUGUCGAAGUGUUGAUACUCUUGAUCUGAGCACACCUUUACUGUGAGUUUCCCUGCUGCAGCAGUGGGACUUUGCCUUUGGAGGGUGGCCUGGAAGUCAUCGGUGGAAGAGCAGCUCUCAGUGGAGAAUCCCAGUACUCUUUAACAGUUAGAAAAAAGCAAACCUAUAUUCAUUUCAGGGAUCUGCUCAAGUAUUAGUGCUUAAUAGGUUAUUUUUCUUCGAGAUCAUCUGCCUAAAGACUUGGUGUUUUGGAUUGAGUCUCUAUACUCAGACACUUCAGUGGAAGCAGUCCCUGAUGAGGCAGGCGAGAGUGAGAAAGGCUUCCUAUAAAAUUCUUCCAGGACAGGCUGGUAUUUGAUGCUAAAUAAAGAUAAUUGAAGGUUGCAUGAGGUGUUCAGUCCCAAUAGCACAGCUGGCAAUGAGUGAUUUAAGGCCUUCCCAAUGAUAAAGUUUUAUAAAAUUUUAUAUAUAUAUAAAUUUGGGGGUUUAAAAAUCACUGAUAGCUCCAUUUUCAAUGAGUUGUUUUUAAACCCAUUUAUUCCUUUGGCCUUCACAACAUCCUAUGUUGGUGAGUCCCACAACUUAAUUAUAUACGUAAAUGUGUAAGAACUUCCUUUUUGUGUAUGUUAAAAGUAUUUUCUUGCUGCUACUCAGAAUCUUUAAUUAAAAAGAAAAAGCUUUUUAGUGCCAGAAACAUUGUUAAUAGUUUGUUAGAUGUUUACCCUGUUGAGAUUGCUCCAUAUGGAAAACACGUUUCCCUCAUUGGUAGAGUACCUUUCUUUUGCUAUUUUAUAAAGGAGAAGAGUUUACACAUGCAGAUGACUGUAAUAUCCCCACAUAUAAUUGUGUGGGUCAUGUUAAAUGAAAUAACGUGUUUAAAUAAGUUUUACGUCACUGGAUUUUACUGUCCUGUUUUUACUUCAGUAUUUUUAUGCUUUCGGUUGUAUUUGUUCUGUAAUUCUGUACAUGACAAUUGAGCUCAAAUAGCAACCUGAAUCUCACCCCCUCACUGUAUGUAUACAUUUUGUAGAGAGAUGGGAUAUCAGCUACAUGCCCUUCCUGUCCCCCCCACCUCCUGUUAGGGAUGAAUGGCAGAACUAUGCUAUGAUAUUGAAAGCCUUUAAAAAAAAACAAAUCUAUGCAUGCUAUUUUAUAUCCUAAUGUAUUAUUCUUAUCAGUACAUAAGCUUAUGCUUGUCAGUUUUAUCUUAUGUAUAGAACUGAUUACUUUUGACAGUAUUUUUGCACUGUUUCUUCUCUUUCUCUUUUUAUAAAGUUCUAUUUGGCAUUAAUUGACUGCAAUAUUUUUUUUACCCUUCACUGCCUUUAUGUACAUAAAGCCUUUUCAAAUAUGAGAAUGUUUUCCAUCACUAAGUUGUUGUUUUUUGUAAGGCUGUCCUUCAUAUUCACAAUAUACAAUAAACCAUUUUUUUUUCAAGGAAAA